AAUUAUGAAGACCUUUGAUUUUAAAUUAUUUUUUCCCGAGCCGUACCACCUGGAAAUUGACAGAAUAAGUGUGAGAGAAUCAUUCAGUACUGCGGGUCCAAACAGUCCAUGGAUGCUUUGCGGUACGCAACUAGGCCCAGUACCCUGCUCGGUUAGAGAAUGGGUAAGUCACUAAUAGGAAUUAUGUAUUUUGGAAAUUGGAACUUGGAAAUACUUGGAACUCGUUUUCCAUUGCAAUCUUCUAUGCCCCUACUAAUUGAAGGUUAAAAUAUCAUGAAAUGAGGAAUAACAUUAAUGGUUAUGAGGUUGCUGAUAGUACAAGAGAAAAGGAGGAGACUAAUGCUGCUUGCUUCUAAAUUAUCUGGUUGGAACUCAGGCGUACACCAAGCAUAAAUCGAGGGUGCAUUCUAUGAAUUUAAUUUACCCAGUACAAAUAUAAAGUGUGUAAUGUACUUGACCAUUGGUAAUUUGCUGGUGGUUUCAGUUUUGUGUUGAUACCUGUUAUUGACGUUCUCUAACAUGGCAGAUUUAUCGCAUGCUGAACAGUAUUACAACAGUGGCAAAUAUUCAGAAGCAUAUGAAAUAUAUGAUGUGCUUUUGAAUAACGAACCGCAAAAUGUUGACCUUUUGUUAGGCAAAGCAAAUUGUUCCACAUUCCUCAGCAAAUGGCACGACAGUUUGGAGAAUAUUGAGAAAGCUUUUGUAUUGACAAAUUUGGAUUCUUCAAUUGUAAAGACUUUUCUUAACAAUUUAAUCAAGAACAUAAGCACAAAAGCAAGAUUGAAUGAAUACAAGGAGGAAAAGAAUUUUGAAGCUAACUUAAUAUGUGAAAUUUGUUAUGAGGUGUUAUGCUACCCAGUAACACUGUUAUGUGGUCACACAUUUUGCAGGCAGUGCGUUUUACGAAGCAAAAAAUGUCUCUUCUGCAGUGACCAUCUCCUUUUUGAAAAAUCAGACAAUUUAUCUGUUAAUGUUGUUUUAACAAGUAUUACUGAAAAUUGUUUUCAAGCUAAGAUGAAGGCUUUUCAAUUGAGGUGUGAAGGGAAUGAUUUUUUUCCCCAUGGUCAGUACGAAGCUGCAUUGAAGAAAUAUACAGAAGCAUUGCAACUAGAUCCCACAAAUCAUUUAAUCCUUGGCAAUUUGUCACAUGUUUGUACAGCCUUGGAAGACUAUGAAGCAGCACUGGAUUAUGCAAAUAGAGCAUGUAAUAUGUCAUCAACAUGGGAAAAGGGACAUUAUCGAAAAGCUCAAGCUCACGUUGGUCUAAAGAAUUACUCUCAAGCAACUGUUUCUUAUCUCAAGAUUCUUCUUAUUGAUCAACAAAAUGACAUAGCUCGCAAAUCUUUGGAAAAGGUGUUCGUAGAAAUACUAACCAACAGUAUAAACCCGGGAAACUCGAGUACGAUUGAUGAUCUCGCUGCAUCUCUGGAUGGUUUAAUUGAAGGUCAUGGAGAUAGCGAACAGAAAAAUAUCGGUUGUUUUGAAGAUGUCCAGUCAAUUUUAUCUGUGAAACUCGGCAUAACUGAUUUAGAAUGCUCUCUAUGUUGCCGGAUGUUUUAUGAGCCAGUCACGUGUCCAUGUGGUCACACGUUCUGCCAGUGGUGUCUCAACAGAUGUUUGGAUCACAAUCCUGUUUGUCCUGUAUGCAGAUAUUCAAUUAAUGAGUAUAUCAACAACGAAAUUCAAAAUAUUACAAGAAGCAUACAAGCUGUUUGUAAAGGAUAUUUUCCCAAGAAAUUUGAGGAACGAAAACGUCAACAUGAAGAAGAAGUAGCAAGACUUGCAAGUGUUGCUUCCGAUACUGACGAAGACAUUCCAAUAUUUGUGUGUACGUUGGCCAUUCCCACAAUUCCUUGCAAUCUUUGUAUAUUUGAACCACGGUAUCGUCUAAUGAUCCGGGAAUGUAUGGUAUCUGGCUCGAGACAGUUUGGCAUGUGUUGUCCAAGUGAAGAUAACAGUUUCUCAGAUUAUGGAGUUAUGCUAGAAAUCGAAGAUUUUACUUUGCUACCAGAUGGAAAAUCUUUUGUCAAGUCAGUGGGAGGAAGACGCUUCAAGGUUUUAAGCCGUGGUGUGAAGAAUGGUUAUAAUACAGCAAAAGUUGAGUGGCUCAAAGAUAAAUCAUUUUCAGAGGAAGAGAUAGAGAUUAUCAGAAACCGUCAGCAGUACAUCUAUGCCAAAAUCGUGAACUGGUUCUCAUCAAUGUCUAUAUUCGAAAAGAUACAUUUGUUAGCUGAAAAUCAAAUACCAAUGCAUCCUCCAGAGUGUGAUACUGAGAAUAUCACUAACCGAAACGGCCCAAACUGGAUCUGGUGGUCUUUGCAUCUUCUUCCCAUGCAACCCGCGAUGAAACUUCAAAUUAUUUCAAUGACUAACAUACGACAACGUUUGGAUAGAAUUGAACAAUUCUUUCAGAACAACACAUGAGUAUAUACAAUGAUUUUAGUGGUUGAAUAUUA
This is a messenger RNA of Dendronephthya gigantea, 2456 nucleotides long. Its product is annotated as LON peptidase N-terminal domain and RING finger protein 3-like. Gene Ontology annotation, molecular function: protein binding. The record is from RefSeq and is a predicted model, not a curated record. Bases 520 to 2424 code for a protein of 634 amino acids. The transcript is spliced from 13 exons. Lineage: Eukaryota; Metazoa; Cnidaria; Anthozoa; Malacalcyonacea; Nephtheidae.